Messenger RNA from Phaeodactylum tricornutum CCAP 1055/1, 602 nucleotides. RefSeq lists its product with no specific name. The annotation marks the transcript as partial. The record is from RefSeq and is a predicted model, not a curated record. NCBI's taxonomy places the organism in Eukaryota, Bacillariophyta, Bacillariophyceae, Surirellales, Neidiaceae. The transcript has a single exon.
AUGACCAUGGCUAUAUCCACGAAAACGGCGACGACCAAGACGUCCUCGUCGGCCGAGAUUGCGACGCAAAUCAAAACUCUGCUGAAGCCUCAUAACGACGAACGACUGGAUGCCGCUCGACUCGACGAACUUCGUAAAGUCUUUGCCAGCUUGAUCCAGUCGAACGAGUUUUCUCUCGAGAGGACACCAACUCGCAAUUCUUCAUUGCCAUUGUCGUCCUCCAGUGUCCAGCACAAAUGGCACGCCUUUCUCCGAACGUCGCACAAGAAGUUUCUGCUCCAAUUGUGCGACCGCGUCGAAUCGGGCAAACGGACGGCACUGCGUACCUUGUGGGGCGUCGUCGCUACCUCGCCGACGCAAUCCAGCAACAGCGCUUACCAAGUGGUUUCCACUACACUGCUGCGACUCUUGGUCCGGGUGGUUUCCCGAUUGCCGACCUGGGACAAGUCUAUACACCACAUGCUGCAGGCCGAGUUUCUCCAACCCUAUCGGGAUGUGCAGUACUACACUCUGAUCGCCACGGUCACAAUUGCUAACGAAAUUUACAAGCAAGGGACGAGCGUGGAAGAGGAUGAUCAAGAGAAACAGGUGCAGGCGGAGCG